Messenger RNA from Rosa chinensis, 768 nucleotides. RefSeq lists its product as uncharacterized. The transcript has 2 exons. Lineage: Eukaryota; Viridiplantae; Streptophyta; Magnoliopsida; Rosales; Rosaceae. The record is from RefSeq and is a predicted model, not a curated record. The coding region runs from base 1 to 768 and encodes 255 amino acids.
AUGAGCAUUACAGAGAAGAUAUCAACUGUACCUGGUGUUACUGCUGUGAUAGCUUGUCUCUUCCAUUUUACGAGUCAAUAUGGCUUUGUCACUAGCACCCCUCAGAACAUUCCUUAUGAGGAUGAGGGUAUUAUUGAAGCUAUGUCAAUAUGCUUCGAAGACACUGCUGAUUUCCUGGAUCUUGAGGCUGGUAUUAAUCUCCUGGGAAUUCUUAUUGCAGAGGAGGAACCUGGCCUAGGUAGUGUCAAGGCAACACUGAUGGGGAUGUGGAAAUCGUUAGGCCAAAUCCGAAUCAUUCAGGUCAAGAAGAACACAUAUUCAUUAACGGUUGGUUCAGAGAAGUUGGCUAGUAAACUGAUCAAUGAGAGUCCUUGGAACGUUAAGGGUUACUGCCUAUCUGUGAGGCACUGGCCUCACUUCCAUUCCAUUGAUGAUAUGGACACCAAUCGCCCAACGUACUGGAUACAGGCCCACGGCAUCCCCUUGGACCAAAUGACAAAGAACAAUGGCAGAAAACUUGGUGAGCUGCUCGGCUCAACACUGGAAGUUGAAGACCCAAAAGUUGUAGGUAUUAAAGGUUACCUCCAGAUGCGAGUCGACUUUGAUACAAGGCGUCCCCUUGCCACCUUUGUUCAACUACCCCGUCUGACCUAUAGAGUCACCAGAAUCCGACUUCAGUAUGAAGGUCUCAGGGUGUUCUGUUAUCAUUGUGGGAGAUUAGAACAUUCUAAUACCUCCCUCAAAUACCAGGUAAACCCUCUAUAUUGA